GAAGCCCUGCCUGGGAGGCCAUAGGGUGGGCUGGUGCGCAGGGUGCGGAGAACCUCCAGGGACUGGGUCAACACACAGAAGAUGGACAGGGAAGAUCCACAAGGUUGGUCUGGGGUUCGCUUCUAAGUAUGAGGAACUGUGCUGCGCGGACAUUGCCCAGAGUCCGCAGGCUCAGGCGCCUGAGUUGGCGGCCAGCCGGGUGCUCCCGCGGAGCCUCGGGGUCCUGUUCCACAGGGUGCUCCAGGCUCGCCUGGCACUGGCGGAUUCGUUGGUCGAAUAUUUGAGCCUCUUCCCCUUCCAUUCUAGGCGGCCGCGGGUCCCGCGGAGCGAGACCACCUGUGAGGGCUGCUGAGAUUGGCGGAGGCGGUCAUGUGGGCGGUCACGUGCUGCCGCGAGCUCCGUCCAAAAGAAAAUGGGGUUUGGUGUAAAUCUGGGGGUGUAAUGUUAUCAUAUAUCACGCUACCUCGUAAAACCGACACUGAAAGCUGCCGGACAACAAAUCACAGGUCAAAAUUAUGAGUUCUUCGUAUUAUGUGAACGCGCUUUUUAGCAAAUAUACGGCGGGGGCUUCUCUGUUCCAAAAUGCCGAACCUACUUCUUGCUCCUUUGCGCCCAACUCUCAGAGAAGCGGCUACGGGGCGGGCGCCGGCGCCUUCGCCUCCACGGUACCGGGCUUAUACAAUGUCAACAGCCCCCUCUAUCAGAGCCCCUUCGCAUCGGGCUACGGCCUGGGCGCCGACGCCUACGGCAACCUGCCCUGCGCCUCCUACGACCAAAACAUCCCCGGGCUCUGCAGUGACCUCGCCAAAGGCGCCUGCGACAAGGCAGACGAGGGCGCGCUGCACGGCCCAGCCGAGGCCAAUUUCCGCAUCUACCCCUGGAUGAGGUCUUCAGAGGCCGAAAGAGCCAAGUCCUCUGGGGGCCUCUCACCCACCCCUGUGCCAGGGGCCAUUUCAAGACGUGGGCCAGGAGGGAACUGGGACAGAGGGUCAGAGUGCCCUAGGAAGGUCUGGAGACAGGGGCGAGGGUUGCUCAGGAGGGUCGCCCACUUGCAUAGCGAGGCUGGGGAGCGGAGGGGCUUGCCUUUGAAUGGCAAAAGUGCAGCGGCUCCUACUUGCCCACACUCUAUAUUUACAAUUUCCCUUUGUCAGGGGGAACCAGGACAUUGUGGAAGCGUAGCCGCCUGGAAAGGUCGGUUGUAAAGUUGGGAUUCUGUGCCUUUGCUCCUUACAGAACUGCCUACACGUCUGGCACCAUAGUUGGUGCCUUCUGCUAACAUUCCCUCUCCUCCCCCUGUUCCGUUCUCGGUUGAGGGGCAGAGCUGGUUUUACGGUCUGGGCAAGGAAGAAGGUGCAGGCUCUGGGAUAGUAGCCUGGCUAAAGCACUGUUCUGUCCAUGU
This is a messenger RNA of Urocitellus parryii (Arctic ground squirrel), 1399 nucleotides long. RefSeq names its product homeobox A7 (gene Hoxa7). The record is from RefSeq and is a predicted model, not a curated record. Gene Ontology annotation, molecular function: DNA-binding transcription factor activity, RNA polymerase II-specific; RNA polymerase II cis-regulatory region sequence-specific DNA binding. NCBI's taxonomy places the organism in Eukaryota, Metazoa, Chordata, Mammalia, Rodentia, Sciuridae. Gene Ontology annotation, cellular component: nucleus. Gene Ontology annotation, biological process: anterior/posterior pattern specification; regulation of transcription by RNA polymerase II.